This is a messenger RNA of Cynocephalus volans (Philippine flying lemur), 772 nucleotides long. RefSeq names its product mitochondrial assembly of ribosomal large subunit 1 (gene MALSU1). Lineage: Eukaryota; Metazoa; Chordata; Mammalia; Dermoptera; Cynocephalidae. Gene Ontology annotation, biological process: negative regulation of ribosome biogenesis; negative regulation of translation. Bases 45 to 749 code for a protein of 234 amino acids. The transcript has 4 exons. Gene Ontology annotation, cellular component: mitochondrion. Gene Ontology annotation, molecular function: ribosomal large subunit binding. The record is from RefSeq and is a predicted model, not a curated record.
CUCCGUGAAGUCCCGCCCCGCGACGUCCACGCGCGGCGACGGGGAUGGGGUCGUGUGGCUGCGCGGUUCGGCGGCUCGGGCCGCUGUUGUGGCGCAGAGCACUCACCUGUGGAGCGGGGCCCAUGGCGGAGGCCGGGCCUCGGCUUGGACCGCUGGCGGUGGAGCGGCUUCCUGCGGGACUAGCGUUCGGCCGGGCCUGUCUGGCCCGCGACCUUGUGCGGGGCCUGCACAGUGGUCCCGGGCUAGAGGAGCGGGCGGAGGGUACAGCUGGAGAGGGACGCCCGGAAUUGGUCACAGCAGAUCAUAUGGGUCCCAAGUUUGACAUCGAUAUGCUGGUUUCACUUCUGAGGCAAGAAAAUGCAAGAGACAUUUGUGUGAUCAAGGUUCCUCCAGAAAUGAAAUACACAGAUUACUUUGUGAUUGGUAGUGGAACAUCUACCCGACACUUACAUGCCAUGGCCUACUACAUUGUGAAGAUGUACAAAUAUCUGAAAUGUAAAAGUGAGCCUCAUGUUAAGAUCGAAGGGAAGGACACUGAUGACUGGCUGUGUGUGGAUUUUGGCAGCAUGGUGAUUCAUUUGAUGCUUCCAGAAACCAGAGAAAUCUAUGAAUUAGAGAAACUAUGGACCCUACGUUCUUAUGAUGACCAGUUAGCUCAGAUAGCACCUGAGACACUGCCUGAAGACUUCAUUCUUGGAAUAGAAGAUGACACUUCAUCCUUGACUCCAGUGGAGUUCAAAUGUGAAUAAAAUUGUAUGAACUGCUUUAGUCA